CUUUCCUGCAUUACACUUCCUUUCUUUCUCUUAAAACUUUUCACUAUCUUCUACCUUAUAGAGGGCCAGAAUGGCUGGUGACCAGCUAAAACCCGUCGCGAUGCUUCUUUUGGUCCUUAAUCUCUGCAUGUAUGUUGUGGUUCUGGGCAUUGGUGGUUGGGCAAUGAAUAGAGCUAUUGAGCAUGGCUUCAUCAUUGGUCCAGGAUUUGACCUUCCGGCUCACUUUUCGCCUAUCUAUUUCCCGAUGGGAAAUGCUGCCACCGGAUUCUUUGUAAUGUUUGCGUUGUUAGCUGGUGUUGUUGGAGUUGCAUCUGCCAUUUCCGGAGCCAAUCAUAUCCGAUCUUGGAACGUUGACAGCCUGCCUUCAGCUGCCUCUGCUGCCACUAUUGCUUGGACUCUUACUCUCCUUGCCAUGGGGUUUGCCUGCAAAGAAAUCGAACUACAUAUCAGAAACGCUCGUCUGAGGACAAUGGAAGCAUUCUUAAUUAUCCUUUCGGCUACUCAACUGCUAUACAUAGCUGCCAUUCAUAGCGCUCCAUUGACAAGAAAAUCUUAAAAUCGGUGUGGUGUGUGGUAGACGUUUGAUGUUUUUUUUUUCUCGUGUCAAAAUUUCCUCUUCCUCACGAUUGGUUGCCUACAAAAUUUUGCCAGGGAACUGGCAGGUUGUUUAUUGACAGGUGUGAUUUGAUUGCAUUUGUAUUUGACAAAUAUUAAGUGAUGUAUAAUGAGUAUUUUGAAGUUGUUUGUGUACACUUUCUG
Ilex paraguariensis (yerba mate) is the source of this 759-nucleotide messenger RNA. Lineage: Eukaryota; Viridiplantae; Streptophyta; Magnoliopsida; Aquifoliales; Aquifoliaceae. The record is from the annotation of a GenBank genome assembly.